GGAAAAGGAUAGCUUCUAGUGUGUCUCCUGAAAGUGUAAAAAAGCAAAGAAAAGAAUUGAUUGAACAGACAUUGGCUGAGUAUGACAUGAAUAUAACAAAAAUAUCUGAAGCAGGCAACUCAAGGAUAUGUAGAACAGAUGAAUACCUACCGGAGAUGUGCCGUGCCAAUGUGUACAAGUUCGACCAAGAAUUAUCCUAACAAAUUGUAUAUAACCGUUCCCAAUAAUCCACAACGCCGAAAGCGGUGGUUACAAUUAGCACGUCGAGACCCGAAGUCUACGUCUGCUAAAUCUACUAUUUUCUUUUGUGAAGACCACUUCGAUCUACGUAAAGAUAUGGAAAAUUACAUUAAAUAUACUACAAUGGGUUCUGUUUGUAAAAUCAGAAUGAAGCCAGAUUCUUUGCCAUCAAGAUUUAUAUGUCAACUAGACAGAAUAAAACGUACUGCUCCUCCACAGCCUCGUUCUGUUGUAAGAAAAAGGCAACAUAUGCAUUUAAUACAAGAAAUCAUGUCCCGGGAGAGUGAAAUGCCAUCAACUUCAGGAAUCACAAGCAAUAGUGAACCAACUUCAACUCAACAAGUUCCACUUCCAUAUAGCUCAAAGUCUCAAGAAAGUAAAAAACUGGAAACUUAUGUGUCUAUAGAACCCAAGAAAGAGCCUAUAGAUUUGGAAACAGAAUAUACAGUACCCAAGGAAGAACCUACAGACCUGGACCCUUUAGUAUCUCUAGUACCCAAGGAAGUACCUACAGACCUGGAAACUUUAGUGUCUCUAGAAAAUGUCGACAAAUGCAAGUGUUGUCUAAGUGAGAUGGAACUGAAGACUCUUUGGGAUCAACACGAAUUCGAAGGGGACGGAGAAGUUUACGGCGAAAUGUUGAACGAAUGUUUUGGUAUUUCGUGGCAACCAUCGGCCGCUCGCGAGUCAAUCUGCGAGGUCUGCGUCGUGAGCCUUCGGCAGGCACUGCAGUUCAAGCGAGCCAUCAUAGCCACGCAGGAGAUACUGAUGGGAGGUGUCCAAGCUGUAAAGGAUCAUGUCAAACAUGAGGAGGACGUUGACCAGAGUCCAACGGAUGUGGCGUACGAGGACGUGCAGUACCUUGAGGAAGAUUGUGAUGACUCACCAGAAGUUGACGUUAUAAAAGAAACAAUCAAAGAAGAAAUAAACGAUCUCGAUGAGGAAAUACAGUGGGAAAAUUUGCUCCACAACCCGCAGAAGUCCAACUGUUUAUAUUGCAAAGAAAAAUUCGAAGUUCCCUUGCAUUCGCACAUGAGUGAAAAACACAGUGAAAUAGUGAAAAACUUGACUUGUGAAGUGUGUGGUGAAGUGUUCUCGUGGACGUCAUUGCUUGUUGCUCAUAAGAAAAAACACAACAGUAGACACAAAUGCGUGUAUUGUUCGAAAGUGUUCCAAAACCCUCACAAGUUGGUGAGUCAUAUGAUCACUCACACUCAUAAAAACUCAUCUACGAUUUUCAUUUGAUUUUGUUAAAUAAAAUCUUAUUGGUUUUGAAAGUUAUGGAUUAUAACUGUUUUUAGACGUAUCCCGAAAAUAUCCCGGUUUUUUGUGUAUUCAUUUGUUAAUAAUGACUUAAUUUUCCCGAAUAGUUCAUAAAAAUUGAUAUAUUCAGAGGUAACCAAUUUUUUAUUUGUAUUAAUUUGUUGGUUCUUAGUCAAAUGAAUAAAUAAAACACGGCGGUAGACACGUGUAUGUAUUGUUCAAAAGUGUGUAGAAACCCUCACAAGUUGGAGUCUCACUCACACUCGUGGAAGAGUGUUUGAGUGUACGAAGUGUGAUGAAACGUCCACGAGCAUUGCUACUCGGACAAAACAUAUUGUUGUUCAUUCAUAGUGAAAUAGUUAAUAAUUUGAUGUGUGUGUGACGUCACACUGGCAAAGAAUGAUUAACUCGUAUGGACAUACAAACAAAAGUACAGAUAUCUUUGUUUAUACUUCUUAUAAGAAGAAAUGUCACAUUGAAUGUAAGGAACUUAAAAUUAUACCUACGAUUUUCAUUUGAUUUUGUUGAAAAAAUCUGAUUGUUUUUGAAAUUUUCUUACUAUAUUUAUUUUAGAAAUAUCCCGACAAUUUAUGUUUUUUAUGUAUUAAUUUGUUAAUAUUGAAUAAAUUUCACGAAUGGUUCAAAACUGAAAAUAUUCAAAGGCAGUCAAAUAACCAAUUGUUUAAUUGUAUCAACUUGUUGGUUCUUAGUCAAAUGAAUAAAAAAAACACGACGAUAGACACAUCUAUGUAUUGUUCAAAAGUGUUCAUAAACCCUCACAAGUUGGGAGUCUCACUCACACUCGUGGAAGAGUGUUUGAGUGUGCGGCGUGUGAUGACACGUUCACGAACAUUGCUUCCCUGAGAAAACAUAAUGUUGUUCAUUCAGUGAGAAACAGUGAAAUAAUUAAUAAUUUGAAGCGUGUGCCUAUGAAAAAAUAAAACUUGGUUGAACAUCAUACUACUUGUUCUUCUUUCUUGUCUAUGGCAUUUUGUAACAUCAUACUAAAUACUGUGUGUGUGAUGACACACAGAUGAGAACAUAACUUGUAUGGGUAUUCAAACAAAAAUGCAGAUAUCUUUGUUAUUUGUGCAUUCAUCUGUAAACUUCUCAUAAUAAAAAAUGUCACAUUAAUUGCAAGGAACCUAAAAUUAUACGAUUUCUCAUUUAAUUACUUUAUAAAAUUUGAAAUUAUUGAACCUUUUGUACCUAAAUCAAUUUUCGUUUUUUAUGUAAUUAGUUGAUAUUGAUUUAAUUUUCCCAAAUCACUCAUAAAAAUCAAUAUGUAUAUUGAAAGGGAAAUAACCCGAUUGUAAUUGUUUUUUAGU
This is a messenger RNA of Bicyclus anynana (squinting bush brown), 2831 nucleotides long. Its product is annotated as zinc finger protein 311. Gene Ontology annotation, cellular component: nucleus; chromosome. The transcript is spliced from 11 exons. Gene Ontology annotation, biological process: regulation of transcription by RNA polymerase II. NCBI's taxonomy places the organism in Eukaryota, Metazoa, Arthropoda, Insecta, Lepidoptera, Nymphalidae. The record is from RefSeq and is a predicted model, not a curated record. The coding region runs from base 139 to 1485 and encodes 448 amino acids. Gene Ontology annotation, molecular function: zinc ion binding; RNA polymerase II cis-regulatory region sequence-specific DNA binding; chromatin insulator sequence binding.